ACCUCGAAUGAUCACAAGCAUCGAUCAUGUUGAUCACGAGUCAUGAUCUAAAGGGUGUAUGCACAAUCGCUACUGGUAUAUUGUCAUUUUAUUCGAGUAUCGAGUAAGAAUCAUGGGGUUAGAAAAUUGGAGCGGUCGCUCAGCAGUUGUGACGGGGGCAGGAUCUGGCUUUGGUGAGGCAAUCACACGGUUACUGGCAAAAAUUGGAAUGAAAAUUAUUGCUGUAGAUAUUAACUUUGAAGUUGUCCAGAAAGUAGCUGAUUCCCUGAAAAAUAGCGGCAUGUCGGGGGAGAUUCAUACCAUGAAGUGCGAUGUCGCUGACGAGACCGCAGUCAAAAACAUGUACGCCCAGGCUGCGAAUAGGUUUGGUGGUGUUGAUGUCAGUGUUCAGUGUGCUGGUCUCUCAAAGGCAUCUCCCCUCCUUUCUGGUGAUGCUAAUGAUUGGAGGAUAAUGCAAGAGGUUAAUGUUUUAGGAACCCUCUUCUGCUGUCGAGAGGCAGUCAACUUGAUGAAGAAAAAUGGGGUGGAUGAUGGCGUCCUAAUUAAUCUAGUCAGUCUAGCUGCACAUAACUUGACGCCUAUUAGUGACUUGCAUUUCUAUGGAGCGACGAAGGUGAUGUUGAAGGCUAUUCAAGAAGGCUUCAGACAAGAGCUGAGGGAAAUCAAUUCAAAUAUUAGAAUAUCGGGUAUAUCACCAGGCCAAGGGAAUACUGGAUUUUAUCCCAGUAUGUUUGGUGGAGAUGUGUCAAAAUCUACUGUUCCUCUUCUACAGAAGCAACUCGAGGCUGAAGAUAUUGCACAUGUAGUUGAAUACAUUCUAAACACACCGAAGCAUGUACAGAUUCAUGACGUUCUUCUGCGCCCGGUUGCACAGCCAUAAAAGCACUAUUCCAUAAUCCACUGUCAUUUUAUUUUUUUUUGUUUGCUAGUAUAUAUCUUCAUUCAAAUAGUUGAACAAAACAUACGUAUAAAAUAUGUUUACAUGUGUAUUGAUUCAUAGCAAAGGACACUAAACAAGGAUAUAAAGUAUAUACUUUCCGUUAACAUGUUUGACUGGAAACCGCCGUCGUGAGCGGUUAAGCUUGAAAUCAUGGCGGUUUUAGUAUGUAAUGUAUAACCGAAGAGGUAUAUGCAAGACAUGGUUAUGAGUCUACUACUGGGGACCGUUUCAUCAACAUAUUUGUCUGACAAGUUGGCAGAUCUGACAUCUUUCCUUGAUUCUG
This is a messenger RNA of Lytechinus variegatus (green sea urchin), 1223 nucleotides long. Its product is annotated as dehydrogenase/reductase SDR family member 11-like. NCBI's taxonomy places the organism in Eukaryota, Metazoa, Echinodermata, Echinoidea, Temnopleuroida, Toxopneustidae. Bases 59 to 880 code for a protein of 273 amino acids. The record is from RefSeq and is a predicted model, not a curated record. The transcript has 7 exons.